AUGAACGGUAUAGUUCCUGUACUUCAAGCUGAUCUAUUGAGUUUGCAAUCAAUCGCUCAUGAUACCCAGGAGGUCUUGUCUGAAAUUCUUCGGAAAGUCGAUACCAUAUCUCUUAAAGCAUGCCGACUUGUUUGCAAGUAUUGGAACUGCACUGCAAGCGAGCUCUUGUUUCGCCAAAUCGUUAUCGGCGAAGAGGGGUCUCAACACUUCAUGGAAUUAUUCAGUCACAAACGUCUAUGCGGCUGUGUCAGAGCCAUUACCUUCGAGCAAUCGGAUCCUUUAGUCACAGCAACAGAUUUGCUGCAACUGGACUUCGCCCUGACGGAUUUGAAUGAGGAACGGCGACAGAUGGAUCCUGAACUGGGCAAGUCCAUGCCUCAAGAGCAAUUCAGAGGACUACCAAAAGUGGGACUUGUGUGUCAAGGCGAUGAUGGGAAGUUUUCUAGUAUCCUAGAAUGUGUGAACGAUCCCAAAGCACCGCCAAUUCUCUCAGCCCUGCGAGAAAUUCGAUUGAUCACGGAUGAAGCACCGGACUUUCCGAUGACAGCCUUUCACAAUCUGACGAAGAUAAACAUCGACAUAGAGACCAUAAAGUUGCCAAGCGAAUUGAAAUGGUGGGCUCUGACCGAUGUCUCGCUUAGAGGUUCUAUCGAUAUCGACAACUUAGAAGCAUUUCUCAAAUAUCAUCAUUGCGUUGAGAAAUUGCGCAUAGUCGCUGUGUUACGCCUGGGGCUCGUCGAAAUUUCGCGUAGUCAGAUACACACGCGUCUAAGGGUGGGUUUGGGCUCUAUUAUAGGCAUGAAAGCUAUUGAUUCGGCAAUGAAACAUGCUCAAAAGCGCCCGGGUGUUCUUGAAAGGGACCUACUGGGACGUAUCCGAGGAGGAUUAGCCAAAAGGCCGGAUAGCAGUGUGAUCGAACAGGCGCACCAAGCUAUCGUGGCAACUUACGCGGGACAUUUGGAGUCCGAACGCGAGAGGUUCGUUACCAACAUCAACGAGAUGCGAGAAUCACUUGGCGGACGGGCUCGGCCUGAAAUAAAUGUUUCGAUGGAAUACGUCAAGGAGGACAAACUAGCAAUUCAAGGGGGAAUGCUGGAGAAGUUUGGUUAG
Fusarium vanettenii 77-13-4 is the source of this 1110-nucleotide messenger RNA. RefSeq lists its product as uncharacterized. The transcript has a single exon. Bases 1 to 1110 code for a protein of 369 amino acids. The record is from RefSeq and is a predicted model, not a curated record. Gene Ontology annotation, molecular function: protein binding. Lineage: Eukaryota; Fungi; Ascomycota; Sordariomycetes; Hypocreales; Nectriaceae.